AUGGAUGAUAUGUUAAAAUUGAAUGUGACAUUAUCAAGAAAACUGAAGGUGAAAGAAGAGAUACAGGCUGAUUAUCUUGAUAUGAUUGCACACCUCGAAUCCGUUAUUGCUCAGCUGCAGGAGGAAAAGGCAUCAACGAUCUCAAAUGUUAAAGACAGUUCCAUAUUGUCAUACUGUCAAAUUGAUGAUUAUGAAACAGAAGAUGCGGAAGUCACUUCAUUGACUGAGGCGCUUAAUGUUACUAAGAAACGUGUAGCUCAGUUGACGGAACAACUGAAGGCUCUCGAAGAAGUUGCAGCUUAUAAUGAUGAGACUUCUGACAACGAUGAUGAGGUGGCCAGGAGUGCACAGGCAGAUGAAGUUAAACGGUUAAAAGAUGAAAUAUCCAAGGUGAAAACUACUAUGGAACAGGAGAAGUUAAAGCAUUGUCAACGAAUCCGUGAGCUAGAAGAGGGUCGUGAUAGUUUGCAGAAAGAUGUCACUCAACUGGAACGUCAACUGAAGGAAUGUGAAUCAAAACUAUUGGAUACUCAAACUCAGUGCGAGGUCUUGAAAAGCCAACCCGAUUCUACGAGAAAUGAACGCGGGAAUUCUGCAUUUUCUGAACUUGAAGAUCGACGCCGACGUGCUGAAAAACUGAUUGUUCGACAGCGCGAGACGAUCAGUCGAUUGAAAUUAGAUUUGCAUCGUUCAGUAACAGAAAAUAGGCGUAAAUUCAAUGAAUAUAUUGCGAAAAUGGCGAAAAAAUACAACAAUGAUGAUGAAAUAAAUAAAUUAUUAGCUGAAAGAGAGAGUUUACUCCAGGAGAAUGCGAAACUUAUGCAUGAAGUACAAAUUUUGGAAGAAAUAGAGUUGGAUCGGAACUAUGAAAGUGUGAAGGUGGCAGUGGCAUUCAAUCUCGUGGAUGAGAGUCACCAAGAGUUAAUGUCUACUCUAGUAAAUCGUUGUAGAGCUUUAAGAAAAAAGCUUAACAUAACCGUACAAAACAGUAUGAAAAAUCGUCAACGUUUGAUUGAUAUAACUCUAGAGAAAUGUAGACUGCAAGACAAAAUAUGGCACUACACAAAUUUGAAUUCAUCUCUGUCUUCAGAAAUUGCAGAACUUCAGAGUAAACUAGCCAGUUUACACAAUGAAAAACACUGUAGUAAUGAAAAUGCCAAUAUUGAGAAUUCGGAACCAAAGAAAUCUCAUGGAUUGGAUUCAGGUAAAACUGAUAAAAUUUAUUUGGGAAAUCGAGAUCUUAAUAAAGUGAUGACGACGGCUAUAUCACAAGAAUCACAAGAAAAAGAAAAGGCAGAAGAAAAUACUUCAACCAAAUUAUCCCUGAGAAAUGAUGGAGGUUCUACAACUACCACCAGUACUACUACUACUACUACUACUACUACUACUGGUAUUAGUAGAAGUGACAGAAUGGUGGCAUUGGAACAGCCUUCAAGAAUUGUUCAAUGCAAUGAAGUACCACAGGAGUGUACAACUUCGUGAUUUAACAGAAUCUUUCUUCCAUCACCAUCAUCAUAGAUUACGUGGUAAUGCUGAUCGCCAGAAAUGCUUUUCAUUCCUUAGGAGCUAAUAUUAUUAUUAUUAUUUUACAAUCAAUAUUACUUGGUGGGUAAAAACUUUAUUUUCUUUAAACUACUACCCUGACAUACUUUCGACUAUUCUCUGUGCUAUUUUGAUUUAUCUGUUCGUUUUUUUCUUGCAUAUUUUGUGGUACACAUAAAAGAAGAUAAAUAGAAGUUGUAAAUAUCC
Messenger RNA from Trichobilharzia regenti, 1749 nucleotides. Lineage: Eukaryota; Metazoa; Platyhelminthes; Trematoda; Strigeidida; Schistosomatidae. The record is from the annotation of a GenBank genome assembly.